AACCUGCAGAAGCUGCUCGUGGAGCUGCAGGUGUCCCAGAGGGUCUCGAGUGUCCUGGCUGCUCCCCGGGACCCCGACCCCGUCGCCCUUCUAAACCUCUCCACGCUGUGAGAGCAGGCAAGCUGCGUGACUGGCCUGGACAGCAGCUCGAGCAGGAGAGCGCUGAGCAGCACAGCUUCCUCGCAGCCCCCGAGACGCACGCACACCUCAUGCGUUUUGAUUUCUUUUCUUAGGCACCCAAAAAAAAAGGUGGCAAAAAAGGGAAAGUGGGCAAAGCUCCAGCAGUGGUGGAUGGCUUGUCCCCCAAGGACAUGAGCAAGGAGCAGGUGAGAGCUUGCCACAUAUCCCAGCCUACCCCCAAGGUCAGAGGACACUGAAGUUUGUGAGAACAUUAGCAGAGGCCGGUGCUCGAUGUUUGGUUCAGGCUCCAGGGAUGACAGGUGGCAGAGCUGGAGGAACACAUUGCGCGUCUCCAGGAGGAGCUGGACCAGAAAUGGCAAGAGCGAAACUAUUUCCAGCUGGAGCGUGACAAGAUUCACACCUUCUGGGAGAUCACCCGUCGGCAGCUGGAGGAGAAGAAAGCAGAACUGCGUAACAAGAACCGGGAGAUGGAAGAGGCGGAGGAGCGACAUCAAGUGGAGAUCAAGGUUUACAAGCAGAAGGUGAAGCACCUGUUGUACGAACACCAGGAAAACCUCACUGAGCUGAAGGCAGAGGGCACCCUGUCCAUGAAGCGGGCCCAGAAGGAUCACUGGGCUCAGGAGAUGGAGCUGCGUAAAGACGUACGCUCCUUGAAAGUGGAGCUCAAGGAACAGGAGCUAGCCAACGAGGUGGUGGUGAAAAACAUGCACCUGAAACAAGAGGAGGAGAUCACACAGCUGUGCAACGACUUUGAGAGACAAGUGAAAGAGAUUGAGGCCAAGUACAACAAGAAGAUGCAUGUGCUGCGGGACGAGCUUGAUUUGCGCAGGAAGACAGAAAUCCAUGAGGUUGAGGAGAGGAAGAACAGCCAGAUCAGCGUGCUGAUGAAGAACCAUGAGAAGGCCUUCAGUGACAUCAAGAACUACUACAAUGAUGUCACUCUCAAUAACUUGGCGCUCAUCAACACGCUCAAGGAGCAGAUGGAGGAGAUGAAGAAGAAGGAGAAUCACUUGGAAAAGGAGAUGGCAGACAUGCUGCUCCAGAACAAGCAACUGACGGAGUGCCUGCAGCGGGCCCAGGAGCAGGUGUCUGAGCUGCAGAAGAAGUUGACCCAUUAUGAGAAGGACAAGGAGGCUCUGACGAACACAAAAGCCCAUCUGAAAGUCACCCAGAAGGAACUGAAAGAUCUUCAGUGGGAACAUGAAGUGCUGGAACAGAGGUUCAGUAAGGUGCAGGCGGAGCGAGAUGAGCUCUACCAGAAGUUCACCAAAGCCAUUAAUGAGGUGCAACAGAAGACCGGAUUCAAGAACCUCCUCCUGGAGCGCAAACUAAAAGGACUCUUCAGCAUCCUGGAGAAGAGGGAGGUGGAGCUCAACGAGGUCCUCUCAGUCUCCAACCUCGACCCAAGCGCCCUCUCCUUGGUCUCACGCAAGCUGGAGGACGUGCUCGAUUCCAAGAACAACACCAUCAAGGACCUGCAGUUUGAGCUGGCGCGAGUCUGCAAGGCACACAAUGACCUGCUGCAGACGUUCGAGGCAAAGCUGACAGCCUUUGGCAUCCCUCUAGACAGCCUGGGGUUCAAGCCCCUGGAGAUCCCUAUGCUGGGGCAGACCGUGGGGCAGGGCCCCGCAGGACUCGUUGCUGCGCCCACGUGACACCAGCAAUCUCACGUUUGUGCGUUGUCUCUGGUCAGGCCCUCCUGCGAGCGUGGGAGGGCCCACUGCAUUGCUGGUGCCUGUGCUGGGCAGGGAGCAGGGCUGUGCUCUGUCUGUUCAAGCUCUGCACCAUUAAACAGACCCCAGCAAGCCUUC
This is a messenger RNA of Struthio camelus australis, 1952 nucleotides long. Lineage: Eukaryota; Metazoa; Chordata; Aves; Struthioniformes; Struthionidae. The record is from RefSeq and is a predicted model, not a curated record.